Messenger RNA from Glossina fuscipes, 2876 nucleotides. RefSeq lists its product as uncharacterized. The record is from RefSeq and is a predicted model, not a curated record. The transcript has 7 exons. The coding region runs from base 904 to 2856 and encodes 650 amino acids. NCBI's taxonomy places the organism in Eukaryota, Metazoa, Arthropoda, Insecta, Diptera, Glossinidae.
UGGAGAAUUUUAUCUUAUUUAGGAUAAGAGAAAAGAAAGUGAAAAAGUUUCCACAAAAUCCACCAAUUCGUUUUUUUCCUGUUUCAUUGGCGGUGCUGCCCAUUUUUUGUAAAUAGUAUUCCAUAUCGAUUUUGAUCAUAAUUCAUGCAAAUGUGAUUAGUAAUCAUUUGUAGAUGGUAUUAUGCCCAACCACCACAUGUCGUUAAAGCCCUCUAUUGGAAAACGGCGGACAUCGACCGCAAAAACACUCACUUGCUAAGAGAAGAGCUCAUAUCUAAGAAGAGAAGCAAAGAGAGAAAGAGAGAGAGAGAGACACAGAGAGAAAACAAAGUUUGUUUACAACAAUUAAGGUCCUAUAUAUUUGUUGUUGCAAAAUCCGAGGGCCUGGCAAAGUUUGCUUUCAUUCGUCUUUCUCGUUUGCUGACAUAUAAAACAUAAAGAAGACAAAAAGUAAUUGUAUUUCGCAGGUAAUAAAACCUCAAUUAGGUGAAAUAUUUUCUCGCUAAAAAGAUUUUGACAUUAAGUUGGGCGCACUGAAAGCAAUAAUUAAACAGAAAAUGUAAAAUUCCUCCAGAUGUGGCUACUCACUGCAUUCAAUGUAUUCUCUCCUUUCAAACGGACAAAAAUGGAGUUUAUAUAUGAAUUGUGAUAAGUAACAGGGAAUUUUUGUAGUACGGAAACUCUGUCGCAAUCUUUUAUAAAAGCCUAUUGUCUCCUUACAAUCGACGCUUCAUUGCUGGAAUCUUCAUUUUGCACGUGCAAACUUGGCAACAAUUUCAAUUACUUACGGUAUCACGUUUUCUCUUUGCAAAGUUGGUACGACAUUAAAGUAACUAAAAGGAUAAGGACUUUUUAGUUACAGUUAGCACAAAAACCAUUUUGGAAAAAGCAUAAAUCAAUAAUAUGCCGCGUGGACCUAAACGCAGCAAGUCUCGACAAAGCGGCCAAAGCAGCCACGAUUCCGAUUUUCAUAGCAAUCUGGAAACACAUCAGUAUCAUCAGCAAAAUGGCGACACUCACAACAAUGGAAAUCAACAACAUCGUUGCGGGUUAUGUCUUAAGCCGGCAACUCAAGCAUGUGAAAGAUGCGGAGAUUGCUAUUGCUCCCGAGAGUGUCAAAGAAAAGAUUGGCCUGAUCAUCGCCCAAUAUGUUUUCGAAUGCCACGCUUGGUUCCCAUUGGUUGUGAGCUAGAAGAUGACAACAUAAGUUAUAAUGAAAUCCCGAAAAUGUCGGAUCGUGCAUUCAGUAAUAGUUACGAUGCUCACGAUGCGCAACCGGAAAACGCGGCGGGCAUACCAGCGGUAAAAGCAAACAGCAUUGGAGCAAUGAAAUCGGAAGAUCAAAAGACGCUUAAUGGAGGUCGAUCUCAGCUGAGCCCAGAUCAAACAUUAGCAACUAAAUUUCCUAAGCAUGGCAGCUGCGUUAUUUUAAUUACUUUUCGCACACCUAAUCGUUGCUACAUACGCUCAUCGAAUCCAUCCGAUGUGGAAGCAUACGUAUCGUUGUUGAAAAAAGUCGAACAAUAUGGCAAAACCGCACCACAAUUGAAGAAUGUUUCAAUCGAUGAUUAUGCCAUAGCAUUGCGCGGACGGAUAUUCCAUCGUGUACAAAUUGUGAGUCGAAACGAAAAUCGUUAUCGCGUUCAUUUCAUUGACCACGGUAACUUAGAACAUCGGUCCUUGAAAGAACUGUUUGAGAUAAAUGACGAAAUUGUACACCUGCCCCGUUACGCGAAACUUGUACAGCUUCAUAAUGUUAAACGCUCGGUAGGAUUGGAAAAUUUUACGAGAAAAUUCUCUCCCUACGACAAUAUGGAAUUUAAAAUUUUGUAUGUCAGAGAAGGUAUGGAAAUACCGUUGGUUAAUCUACAUCACUGGCAAUCCAAUAAAUUGUUAAAUGAGGAGAUUGCAAAGCUUAUAAAUAAUAGUACUAAGCCGAAGGAAGGAAACGGUUCGAGUCAAAAUAAUGAUUGCAAAGAUUUUAGACAGACAGAAAGCAGCAAUCAUAUUAGAAGACCAUAUAACGCGACGAAAGUAAAGGCUGAUAUGAUUAUUAACCCUCGAUCUGCAGAUAACAAUACUACAGUUCAGAACGCAAAUAGCGACGUCGAAAUAGGGGAAAGCGCAAAAGAUGAUCUAGUGGAAGUUACAAAAGAAUCGAAACAUGAUAAAGAGGAUAAUAAUAACAGGAAAGAUGUUGAUGAUAACCUACUCUCUAAAGGAGCUGUGCCGAAGAGACCAGCGAUGCCAACUAUCGUCUCCAAACAAAUUGAAUAUCCUUGCAUGAAUCCUCCUUUUAAAGUGAAUAAAUUUUCUAUGGAUGCAAAAGAUUUCAAUGUGGUUGUCUUGGAUAAUGGAACGAUUAAUUUUGGAUAUGUCGGUUGCAUACCCCAGGCAGGUGUAGAUUCUUUAAAGGAACUACAAACUUACUUGGUUAAAGAAUACGAAGAUGACGGGCACAGCUACGAACCUAAAUUAACAGAAUAUUGUUUGGCAAAAUUUGAUGGAGAUUGGUAUCGUGCAAAAGUUAUUGACAGUCCUCUAGAAGAUGAGUACACUGUAUAUUACAUAGAUUUUGGUAAUGAAUUAACCGUUCGAAGUAAGGAUAUACGACGUUAUCCAAAGGAUUUGAUUGUAGAUUGUAACACUAAUCUUUCUUUAAUUGAUGGUCUACCUGAUCAAAUGGAACAUGAACAAAUCGAAUUUUUAAAAAACGAGUUAACUUUCUAUUCAGUUCUUAAAGUAGAUUCCGUCAUAGAUAUUGACGAGGACCUAGUCGUUAUUAGAUGCAACGAUCUGUUAAGAAAAAUGAAGGAAAAUGGUCUACUGGAAGACAAGGUGAAAAGACAUUUUUAAACAGCAACUUAUGAUAUUUU